AUGACAAUUCGCGAGUGUCAUCUCAAUCCCUACGCUGCCCGGCGCAUACUAUGGGCCGGUGACCGCGCCCACAUUCCCCUUCAGCCUCUCUGCUGCACCUAUUCGCAAGCCGCCGAUCUCAUCGCCGACAACAUAACCAAUGUUCUGCAUGGCCCCACUGGACAUCCUCCCCACGACCCCUUCUACAAAAUCAAAGAAAACUGGAGGCGCUCCAACCUCUCUGAUCUCGCGGCUGUCAUCAAAACCCCCUGGUUAAGAGGUAAGAAAGAACAAGAUCUUCUCGAUCUCUAUUUCUCCUAUUUCAACACUAUGAUUUUUGGAGGCGCGCUCAAUACCAUGAGAUGCACGAUGAAGCUCGAAGAGCCGAAUGCGGAACAGAAGGCGAGAAAUGUGUUAGGUACGACGGUUGAUAAGAGAAGUGAAAAAACUACCACGAGACAAAAUGUUUGUUGUUAUAUUAGUGUAUUUGUAAGGUAUCCGCCUCCCAAAGAUGAAAGGAGAGUAAGAUCUUGUUGGAAAAUUAUCUGGGCACUAUGUUGCAUGAAAUGGUUCAUGCGUUUUUUCAGUAUCUAUGUGUGUAAAUGCAAUACGAGCUGUCGGAGAAAGGUUCUGGAAUUCGAAGAAUCGGGCAUGACGGGUCAUGGAAUGCAGUGGCAACGCGCGGCGAGGAGUAUUGAGAGGUUUGUGAGACAGGGGUUGAGAUUGGAUGUUCGGUUAGGGAGGGAAGAAGCGCUGGGGUUGGAAUUGGUGAUUGCGGAUAAGGAGAUUUGGUAUGUGGAUUUGGAGAAGAUGGGGAUGGAUCGGGAGGUGGUAGAUCGGGAGAUGGAUUGGUUUGCGCAUGUUUUCAUGGAGGAGUUGGAGGAGAGGAAAAAGAUGGAAAAGGAAAAGGAAGAUCGGUUGGAGAAAUUGGAACUUGAGAGAGUGCAGGGAGAAGAGGAGGAAGAACUCGCAAUGCAAGAGUGGGAAAGUGAAAGACCGGAACGAGAAGCGAGGGAGAGAUUGUUGCUGAAGAAUCAUAGAUUACGUAUUCAUGAGAGUUUACGAGGAUGGAGCAGGAUGACGAAUGGGAAGAUCUUUAAGAGGAUCGCGAAGCCGGUAAGCAAAUGUCUUGCUAACUCGUCGGUUCUAGUAGAUGACGAAGAUGCGAUGGCGUCUUCAGAACGUCCUCUUCCUAAUUUUUUACUCGCCCGGAGAACGCAUUUCACGACGGAAAGUGUAAAAGUAAGUCCGGCUACUGAUAAGUAUCUCAAGAACCUGAAACCAAGACAAGCGUAUCCGUAUAUACGCAAAACAGUCGAUCCUAAUAUUUCUAGCAUAAAUGGAAAAUAUAAGAUAGGAAUGGAGGUAAGGAAGCAUACUUAUGAGAAUAGGGAGAGGAAAAUAGAGAAAUUGGGGAGUGGAAUGGUUAAUGUGAAGAUUCUAGAUUUGGAGAUGUUUUGGGAUCUGGAGGGGUGUGCGGAGGAGGUUCAUAGGGUGAGGUAUUAUUAG
Botrytis porri is the source of this 1488-nucleotide messenger RNA. RefSeq lists its product as uncharacterized. Lineage: Eukaryota; Fungi; Ascomycota; Leotiomycetes; Helotiales; Sclerotiniaceae. The transcript has a single exon. The record is from RefSeq and is a predicted model, not a curated record. The coding region runs from base 1 to 1488 and encodes 495 amino acids.